This is a messenger RNA of Rangifer tarandus platyrhynchus (Svalbard reindeer), 321 nucleotides long. Lineage: Eukaryota; Metazoa; Chordata; Mammalia; Artiodactyla; Cervidae. The record is from the annotation of a GenBank genome assembly.
AUGGGGAGAAGGCUGGGUGCAGACGCUUCCGCCUACCAAGCCAGUCAGGGUUGGACCAUCCACAGGCUGGUGUAUGGGGCUUCCCUGGCGGUCCAGUGGUUAAGACUGCACGUUGCAAUGCAAGGGACACUGGUCCAGGAUGAUCCCACAUCCCGCGGGGCAGCAAAGCCCGUGCGCCACAGAACUGCGGAGGCCUGUGCUUUACAGCUUCUUCUCCACAAGAGAAGCCACUGCAGUGAGAAGCCUGCACACCGCAAGAAGAUCAACCCCCGCCAGCAUGACUCGGCAGCAGCAAAGGCCCACCACAGUCAAAAAAAAUAA